UCCCGCCCCGCCGCGUCGCCGCCGCCGCCACCUCCGUCCCGCCCUCCCUCCUCGGGGCAUCGCGCGGCGCGCUCCUGCGGUUCCCACCCCGUCCGCCGAGCCUCGAGGUACGAGCUAGGUCGUCUCCGUCCGGCGAUCCUCCUGCUCAAAUCCCUUCCCGGAUGCGCGCAGUCUAGGUCCCCAUGCUCCUGUGGCGCCGCAAAUGCGUCGCCGAGUGCCGCAGGCACGCCCGCCUCCCUCCCGCGGCGCAGCCAUCCCCAUCCCCUCGCCGCCGCCGCCGCCUCUCCGUGCUCGCCGCCUGUGCGCACCACCCGGACGAUGAAGCCACCUCGAGCGGCGAGGAGAGGCCCAGCUGCGCCCCCCUCGGCGAGGUUUUCCGAAGAAGGGGCUGCGCUCCCGGUGAGAUUACCAGGAGAAGGAGCUUUGCUCCGAGCCUGAGCUCCGCCGGCGUCGUCAGGACUCUUCAGCGCCUGGAGAGGAAGCCUGCCAUCGCGUUCGCCUACUUCAAGGACACCGAGAGCAUCGGCUUUCGCCAUGACCUCGCUACCUACACUGAGAUCAUCCGCGUUCUGUCACACAAGGGCCAGGGGAGGAUGCUGUUUUCCUUGUUCCGUGAGAUCCUCUCGCCGGCAGAUGGCGGUGGCGGCGGCCCUGAGAUCGUGCCUCUCAUGGAUCAGCUCAGAAAGACGUGCACUACUUCGUAUGCUCUCUUGUUUGCGACUAAUUGCUUGAUCACGACAUGCACCGCUUGUUGCAGUGCACCGGACACAAUAGGGCUGUUUGGUGACCUCUUUAGGCUUGGAAUUGUCCCGGCAGUUUUGACUUGCAACAUACUACUCAAAUUUGCAGCUGAGAGCGGUGACUCGGAGAUUGUUGUAUUGGCUUAUGAUCAAAUUAAGCUCUUUGGAUUGACUUUGGAUGCUCACGCAUUAGGCCUUAUCACCAGGUCUCUCUUUCGAGAAAAGAAGGCAGACAAAGCAUUCCAAGUGUGGGUUGAGAUGAUUGAAAUGGGGGUGAAACCAGAUAUACAUGCAUACUCAUCAUUUAUAACCGGUCUGUGUGAUUGCGGAAAGAUUGAUUUGGCCUAUGCUAUUCUGCAAGAGAUCAGCAGGGAGGGGGUUCAAGUUGAGCCCAUGGCUUAUAACAUGGUAAUGGAUGGGCUGUGCAAGGAAAUGAGACUGCAGGAGGUUGAAAUGCUCUUGGAGAACAAGGCGAGGCAAGGUUUCACCCCAGAUAUAUAUGGUUAUAGCUAUCUCAUUCGGAGUUACGGCAAAGCGGGCAACUUACUCAAGGUGUUGGAUCAUUAUCAAGCCAUGGUAUCCCAUGGUUUCGAAACAAAUUGCCACAUUGCGAGUUACCUUCUACAAUGCUUUACGAAGUUAGGCAUGACAUCUGAGGUUACAGAGCAUUUCCAGAAACUGAGAGAUUCGGGACUCCAUGUAGAUGGGGUUCUGUAUAACAUUGCCAUUUAUGCUCAUUGCAAGCUUGGGAACAUGGAUGAGGCAGUUAAGCUACUGAGAGAAAUGAAGGCUGAGGAUCUGACACCUGACAGAAUUCACUAUACAUGCGUGAUCAAGGGUUAUUGUUUGAGGGGAGAUGUACCAAAUGCACGUCAAGCGUUUGAAGUGAUGCUGAAGGCAAAUGUAAAGCCAGAUGUAGUUACAUAUAACAUAUUGGCCAGUGGGUUUUGCAAGAAUGGUCUUGUUACAGAGGUGUUUGGCCUUCUAGACCAUAUGGCGGAUCAAGGGUUAGAGCCUAAUUCACUCACUUAUGGUAUAAUAAUUGAUGGGUUUUGCAGAAGUGGCAACCUUAGUGAAGCUGAGGUGUUAUUUAAUAUAGUAGAAGAGAAAGGAAUCGAUCGCAUUGAAGUAUUGUACAGUUCAAUGGUUCGUGGCUAUUUGCAUUCAGGCUGGACUGAUCAUGCUUACAUGCUUUUUCUUAGGGUUGCUAAGCAAGGAAAAUUUGUGGAUCAUUUCUCAUGUUCAAAGUUGAUGAAUGACCUUUGUAGGGAUGGAAAUGUCCAGGGAGCUUCAACAGUUUGCAGCAUGAUGUUAGAAAAUAAUGUUAUUCCUGAUGUAAUUUCAUAUAGCAAACUCAUAUCAGCCUAUUGUCAGACAGGAGAUAUGCACAAUGCUUGCUUAUGGUUUCAUGAUAUGGUUCAGCGAGGACGUUCUGUUGAUGUUAUUGUAUACACUGUACUAAUGAAUGGUUACUGCAAGGUUGGCCAGAUGGAAGAAGCUUGCAAAUUGUUUGAUCAGAUGAUAAACUUAGGUAUUAAGCCUGACGUAAUUGCAUAUACCGUGCUACUGGAUGGUCACCUAAAAGAGUACCUGCAGCGGUGCUGGCAGGGCGUGAGUAAGGAGAGAAGGACCUAUCUUCUUAGAGUAAAGCAGAACAGGUUGCUCAGCUCUAUGAAAAAAAUGGAAAUUGAACCUGACGUACCCUUUUACACCGUAUUGAUAGAUGGGCAGUGCAAAGCCGAUUUUUUGGAGGAAGCCCAGGGACGAUUUGCUGAAUUGUUGCAGAAAGGGCUUACUCCUGAUCAAUAUGUAUACACAGCUCUUAUAAGUGGAUAUUGCAGCCAGGGAGAAAUAGAGAAGGCACAAUAUCUUUUUGAAGAAAUGGUAGACAGGGGAAUAAAACCAGAUGUACUGACCUUUUCUGUAUUAAAUCAGAAAACCUUGAGGGAAAGGCAGUAUGAGUGACAUGUAUGAUUUUGCUGCAGUUAUAUCCAUUGAAAUCACGUCAGCGAGGUAAUAUUUUGUAAGUCACAAAUUUACUGAAAGCCCGGAUCUAAGAUUUUUUAUUUUGCUUCCACUUGAAUAUGUGAUGAAAUUAUGAUUAUGAUAUCCAUUCAUGUGCUUAGUGCUUAAUGUUUUGAUGUGUAAUGCUCUUAGCAUGCAUUAUGUUUAUGCAAGCUCAUGAGAAUUUAGGUGCCUUACAGUAUACAUGUCGAAGUGAAAUGCAUAAUUUUCAGAAGCAUACUUGUUUAAAAAUCGUUCCAAGAUAUGCCAUACAGAAGAUGCUGGCGAAGUAUAGAAUCUAGUAUUUGUUAGAAAGUGAAUGACAAACUUCACCACACGGGAGAGCAUAAUGCAUGACUUCAUUAGUGUAUGAAACUGCUUGUGUAUAUAAACACAUAAAUGUAUCAGGGAAAUUUGGCAUCCGUGUGCACCCCCAACGUUUUUCCCUUGGUAAUAUUGAAAUGAAAGCCAAAUUGUUCAAUAGAUAGCCAUUGUUAUCUACAUUAAGCUAAUUGCAGUGAUCAAAGUAUUACUGCUUAUAAACCCAGAUGUUUGAGGCUUCCUUACCAUGUGCUCUGUUGCGUCAAACUGGAGUUUUGCUGUAUUGGACUUCAUGCUUGUACUGUAAAUCCUUGCCUCUAAGCUAAUUUGACUUAUACUUUAAAUCCUCGCCCUGGUCUGUUAACCUGGUGUUUUUAGUUGGGGAUAUUUACAAAGGUCACCAAAACGAAUUAUUUCUGCUGAAAAGAUGGUAAGUUCUUCCCUGUUUGGUUCCACUCGCAUAUCAAGGACUGAGUGUUUCGAUUGCUGGUAAAGCAAGCCGUAGAGCUUGUGGUGGCUCCGGAAGUCUUGGAUGCGGCUGACUAGAAGCAUUCCUUGUGGAGGCUCCAGAAGUCGGAGGCUCCGGAAGUCUUGGUGCAAGGUAGAACUAAAGUUUGGCUGCAAAACUACACGAGACAGAUCAGUCAUAAUGUGGCCAAGUUCAAAUUUGCUCUCCACACACCUACUUCUGUGUUGGGCCUUGCAAUUGGCCCAUAUAUAAGCUGCAGUGGGAAGGAUGCUACUGGUGAGGAAGUAACCAAGCAUUAUACUCCGACUACACUGGAUUCUGAUAUUGGAUGCUUUGAACUUGUUAUAAAGGUAACUUAUCGUAAACACGUUCGAACCUCACUGCAUGUAUCUUAUCGUUGAUUCUGAUGGUAAAAAGACUAUGUGACCACUUGACUAGAAUAAUUUGCUUCAUUGUACACCACAUUAUUAAUUCACUUCUGAAGGUAUGCUGCAGCCAAAUAGUUCUUUCAGAACAUGACCAACCAUCCACACUUAUGAGCUGUUAUAUUGUGUUAACUGCUGUGUUAUGAUUCGACCAACCAAAUUCGGUUGCCAUGAAAAGCAGUGCACUGAUUUUAAAUACUACUCCAUCUAGUACCGUAUAAACGGUUCAUAGAAUUGUCCAUUGGAUGGCACAGUAUGUACAAUUUUUAGCUGCAGCUGUCAUGGUUGCCUUAUCCAACAUUAGUAUGUUAGCCUGUUAUAUACUCCCUCUGUUCCUAAAUAUAAGUCUUUGUAGAGAUUUUACUAUGAACCACAUGCGGAUGUAUGUAGAUGCAUUUUAGAGUAUAGAUUCACUCAUUUUGCUCCGUACGUGGUCCACAGUGAAAUCUCUCCAAAGACUUAUAUUUAGGAACGGAGGGAGUAGUAAAAUUUGCAUGUGACUGAAAUUUUCAGGUGAGCUCCUCCUGUUCUUAUCAUCAUUAGGCUAAUUAAUUAAAAGUUAGAAUGGUAAUAAUAUGAUUAUUGCUUUGUUGCAUGUCCAUUGCCAAAUGCUAACUAUGGUUCUGUGCAUGUAUUUUAUUUUCAUCAGGAGGUUUCUAACUAGUGGAACCUAUAGCACUAUUAAUAUCAGUAGCCUGCUUAAGGAUUGACCGGAUAUUUAUGAGUAAUUAUUGAUUAGCAAAUUUCCUUUGAAUAUUCAAACUGCCAUAAAAUCUCCUUCAUUACUUGGUAAUGACUAUUAUCCUUCUUCCUUGCACUUGGCAAUAUAUGUGUCUUCUAAUAGACAUUUCAAUCCGUCUCAUAAAAGGUAUUGUUUUGCCCCUUUGGUUACAUAACAUCUUAAGCUUUUCCAUUGAUUUAUGGAAAUCGUUUCUUUUCAACCGGAUGAAAACACGAUCGCGUAAACCGCUCACUCCAAGCGCCACGCGUCCAGGUGGGGCCCGCCCACACCCAGCCUUAUCUUCUCGUCUCUUCCUUCCAACUGGAUCGAUACCCUUCUUUUCUUUUUCUCUUCCCCGCCGCUCGCUCGCCCUCAGCUCUCGCCGCCAUGGACACGCGACGCUGCGAAGCUCCAAAUCGGCGGUGCCUCCAAGCUCCACACGCGCUACUGGUCCCCCAAGCUGCACCACGAUGCUGCCCAAGCCCAUGCGCCGGUGCUGUGUUGUAGCGCCCGUCGUUGACGCGGCGGUGGUGGGGGUCGGCGAUGGCUGCCGGCGCUGCGACGCAAUGCUCAUCGGCGCUGCCAGUGCUGCUGUGCAGCAUUCGACCCGCUGCAUGAGAGGCACAGGGCGUGGCGAUGCAGCUCUCUUCGGUGCUGCAGGAGCUGCGAUGCGGCGCUCGUCAGGGGCUGCAAAGGAGCUUCAUCGGGGUGCCGUCGGUGCUGCAAUGAAGCGUGCCCCGGCGCUGCAAUGGAGCGCCGUCGGGAUCAUUAGGCUGCAAUGGAGCUCUGCCGGUGCUGCAUUGGAGCGCCGUUGAUGCUGCAAUGGAGCUUCGUCGGCGGGCAUGGACAGCAGCGGGAGCUCCCGGUGUUGCACCAGAUUGGUGGAGGGAGGAAUGAGUCGACUGAUCCAACGGAUGUGGAACAGGUGAUCAGACGGCUGUCAACCCGGCUGAUUUCUCCCAGUUGAUUUGUAGCAGCGCCCUUGGUUUAUUGGUCUUACUUUGCUUGUUGACGUUACUGCUGGAGAUGAUGAAGCCGGAAAUGAGGACAUACAUGAUCACUUCGUGCGGUGUCUUGUGAAGUCGAUCUGUAGUCCGGUGUUUCGUGGAAUUGUUUCUGUUACUAUGCUUGGACCUGUCAGUGUAUCAGUACCUUGUGGAUUAAUAAUUUUGAUUUAUGUCUCAGCAA
Molecule: messenger RNA, 5868 nt
Organism: Triticum dicoccoides
Lineage: Eukaryota; Viridiplantae; Streptophyta; Magnoliopsida; Poales; Poaceae
Product: pentatricopeptide repeat-containing protein At2g26790, mitochondrial-like
Exons: 3
Coding region: 183-2705 (840 amino acids)
Biological process (GO): mitochondria-nucleus signaling pathway; chloroplast-nucleus signaling pathway
Cellular component (GO): chloroplast
Molecular function (GO): protein binding
Source: RefSeq, a predicted model, not a curated record